AUCCCACUCCACGGAAAAGUAAACCACAAAACUCGUCACAUCAUCGCCAGCGAAGAAACAAAAAGCCACACAAUCCCUCAAAACACAACACACCCAACCCCACCCCCCCACCACCAGCAAAACAACAAAAGCCAAAACGAGAUGCAAAAGACCAACCUGCCCGACUUACGACAAGAGACGAAACACAUCAGAGACGACAACACUUGCAGGGGAGCGCCGCCACCCCCACCAAAAAGGCAACGCAGAGAAAAAACCACCGGUCCAACGGACCGCAAGAUGGUCGUCAACGCUCUGAAUUCAGACGUAAAGGCUUACAUGGCCGACUUUGAGGCCACAGACUCCAACGGCCCUACAUGGCAGAACAUGAUCCAAGGACAAGUCAACUUGUACGAUGCGAUUCGGCGUCAGGUCGACUUCAACCUCGGCCCUAAAGAGUACAAGUUGCGAACAGACCGGCCGCCGCCUACUCUGCUGGCUCGCACGCGCGGGUGGCAUCUUGUCGAGAAGCACUUUACCGUCAACGGGGAACGCAUGUCGGGCGCCUUGUUCGACUUUGGGUUGUAUUUCUUCCACAACGCGAAGGAGCUGGUUUCCAGGGGUGCCGGUCCUUACUUUUACCUGCCAAAGAUGGAAUCGCACCUCGAAGCUAGGCUGUGGAACGACGUGUUCGUCGUGGCGCAGGACUACAUCGGUAUUCCCAGGGGGACGGUAAGGGCCACCGUCUUGAUCGAGACUAUCAACGCAGCAUUCGAGAUGGAUGAGAUCAUCUACGAACUCCGCGACCACAGCGCCGGCCUAAACUGCGGCCGAUGGGACUACAUCUUCAGCUUCAUCAAGCAGUUCCGAAACCACCCGGGCUUCGUGCUCCCUGACCGCAGCGACGUGACCAUGACGGUGCCCUUCAUGGACGCCUACGUACGCCUCCUGGUCGCGACGUGCCACCGGCGCGGCGUGCACGCCAUGGGCGGCAUGGCGGCGCUGAUCCCGCGCAAGGACGACGCCGCCGCCAACGAAAAGGCCAUGGCCAGCGUCCGCGCCGACAAGCUCCGCGAGGUGCGCGCCGGGCAUGACGGCACGUGGGUGGCGCACCCUGCGCUGGCGUCCAUUGCCUCCGAGGUGUUCGAUGAGUACAUGCCCACUGCGAAUCAGACGUUCCGUAGGACCACGCCAGAGGUGACGAGGCAGGAUCUUCUGAAUCCGUCGGUGCCGGGGAAGACUACCGAGGACGGGAUUCGGAAAAAUGUGCAGGUUUGUUUGCUGUAUAUGGAGGCGUGGCUGCGUGGGGUUGGGUGUAGUGCCAUCAACUAUCUUAUGGAGGACGCAGCAACUGCAGAGGUAUCACGAAGCCAGCUUUGGCAAUGGGCACGACACGGCGCCACCACGGCCGAGGGAAACAUAAUCGAUAAGAACAAGGUGCUCAGCGUGCUUGACGACCAGACCAACGAGCUUCUCUCCUCUGCAUCUAAGGGAAACAAGUUUGAACGCGCAGCCACGUAUCUCCGGGAUGAGAUCACUGGGAACACAUACUCCGACUUCCUGACAACGUAA
Sodiomyces alkalinus F11 is the source of this 1548-nucleotide messenger RNA. Its product is annotated as malate synthase A. The record is from RefSeq and is a predicted model, not a curated record. The transcript has 4 exons. Gene Ontology annotation, molecular function: malate synthase activity. Gene Ontology annotation, cellular component: cytoplasm; peroxisomal matrix. Gene Ontology annotation, biological process: glyoxylate cycle. The annotation marks the transcript as partial. NCBI's taxonomy places the organism in Eukaryota, Fungi, Ascomycota, Sordariomycetes, Glomerellales, Plectosphaerellaceae.